Molecule: messenger RNA, 748 nt
Organism: Dunckerocampus dactyliophorus (ringed pipefish)
Lineage: Eukaryota; Metazoa; Chordata; Actinopteri; Syngnathiformes; Syngnathidae
Gene: rabif
Product: RAB interacting factor
Exons: 3
Coding region: 160-552 (130 amino acids)
Biological process (GO): post-Golgi vesicle-mediated transport; small GTPase-mediated signal transduction
Cellular component (GO): membrane; cytosol
Molecular function (GO): guanyl-nucleotide exchange factor activity; zinc ion binding
Source: RefSeq, a predicted model, not a curated record
AAUCGGGUGCUCAUUUUAAAGUUUGUGUCUCGUAUGUAUAAUUAUCCGAUUUUAGGGUUGUCAUUCCCCGUUAAUGGGGGGUAAGGAAUUUCGAGUGACAUCAGGGUGUUUUUAAUGACACCGCAUUGUGCUUAAUUACAGUUUGUUUUAGACCUCAAGAUGGACCUCAAUCCACAGGCUAAAGACAGCACUGACCGUGCAGACCUGGUUUCUGAGGACGGGAAGAACAGAAAGUCUGUCUUGUGUCAACGGUGCGGAUCCAAGGUGCUAUGUCCUGGAAUGGCUGUGUUUGCAGAGAGAGAGCUGAUCCUGCCAUCCAUGCGUAAAAAGAGCAGCCUCAGCUCCACGGAUGGCUCGAUGGACGCGGACACACUGACUGCCCACUGGUUAGUGGGCGAAAUGUUUGAUUUUGAGAAUGUGGGCUUCACUAACGACGUGGGGCGAAUCAAGUAUCUCAUCUGUGCAGACUGUGAGAUCGGACCCAUCGGUUGGCACUGUUUGGAUGACAAGAGAAGUUACUAUGUUGCAAUAGAAAGAGUGAAUCAUGCAUAGUUAAUACUAACUGGGUUUUAUUAAAAUAAUAAUAAAACCCAGCAGAACUUGAAAUGUGCCGACUGGCUUUUAAACCAUCACAGCUGAGACUUCCUCCCACACACACAUUUGAUUCCUACUGCGCAUGGAGAGCUGAGCGAACGUAUUCUUUAAAGUGUAUGAUUAUUGAACUCUAAUAAAAGAUAAAUAUGGUCAA